AGCAUGAGGGCUGUGCUGGUGGCCCUGCUGGCUCUGGCCGCAGUGCCCUGGGCCCCGGCCGCGUGGCUGGGGCGGCUGGACCCGGGGCAGCUUCUGGGGGCCUGGUACGUGGUGGCCGUGGCCUCCGGGGAAAGGGGCUUUGCGGUGGAGAAGACCACGAAGAACAUGGAGGGCGUCGUGGUGACGCUCUCGCCCGAAAACAAGCUGACGGUGCUGGCCUCCCGCCACAGGCAGGAGAGGUGUGAGCUGAGUGCUGUGGAGCUGCUGAGACAGGACCCUGCCUGGGUGUUCGAGAAUCCCUCGCUGGGCGUGCUGGAGUACCGGGUGCUGGGCACCAACUUCAGGGACUACGCCGUCGUGUUCACGCAGCUGGAGCAGCAGGACGAGGCCUUCAGCACCGUGGAGCUGUACAGCCGCACACACCUGGCCAGCCCGGAGGCCAUGAGCCUCUUCACCCGGUGGAGCCGGGGGCUCGGCUUCCUCUCGCAGCAGCAGGCCCGGCUGCGCCCCGACCUCACCUGUGCGCACAAGGCCUUCCAGGUGAGCUGCCUUCCGAGUGUCGGCCGCGUGCGGCCGGGGGAGCCGGGGCCUGGGGCCCGCGUCCCGGUGGGCAGCGGGGGUCCGUGGCUGGGCCUGGGGCCCGCGUCCUGUGAAUGCUGUGGCCCCGAGGGGGACGGCGCCCACCGUGGCCUGGUGGAGCGGCCAGGCCUGCCCUCCCCCGCCCGGCUGCCCGGGGCUGGGCGUUGGGCCCGCUGCUCCAGGGUCUCUGGCUGA
This is a messenger RNA of Myotis daubentonii (Daubenton's bat), 774 nucleotides long. It is a transcript of the gene LCN6, whose product is annotated as lipocalin 6. Lineage: Eukaryota; Metazoa; Chordata; Mammalia; Chiroptera; Vespertilionidae. The record is from RefSeq and is a predicted model, not a curated record. Gene Ontology annotation, molecular function: small molecule binding.